UUUUGUAAAUUUAGUCAAAAACUUAAAUUUAACAUUUUUUUUUGUGCGUACGAUAAUUUUUUAGAAAACCCGAUAAUUUUACGGCACUGUGUCGAUCAGACAAGCAAAAGUUUCUGGGAACACUGACGCGGAGGUAAGUAUGUGUGUGGGUGUUUUCACUGAAUCUACGCCGCAUUGUAAAUUUCAUAUCGUCACGCGCGUGACGUCACAACAAUUGAUCAACUAACGUAAAUCUACAUAUUAUGAAAUAUUAAUUGCUUGUAUAUUGAUUAUAUUAAUACUGAAAGAAAUAAAAACCAAGUUUUCUGGAUGAUAAAUUGAGGUAAAAAAUAAAACUUGAAAAAUAAAUAUGAGAUUCGAAAGAGGUUAUACGUUCACCAAAAAGCAUGUGAUUCUUUAUGAAUGGAGAAUAAACGAAAUAAGUUCAUACUUUGAAAAAAAUAACGAUGAGGUUAUUUACAAGCUGGACCUUGAGUCACCAAAGUUUUCAGUUGGAGCGGAUGAACAAAAAAAGUGGUAUCUGAGACUGAAGUCUGCGAGUGAUCCGGAUGAAGACAAAACUUGGUUGUCUUUAUUCCUGCACUAUUCGUCUUCGAAAGAAUCAGAGGUCAAGACCAAGUAUUUUUUAUUUAUUUUAAAUGAUAAAAAAGAAAGAGUUAAUGUUUCUGAAUUUCAUAAAUGGUUUAAAAAUGACGGCGACGGUUGGAUCUGUGCUGAGUUUGUCAAAAAAGCAGAUCUGGAAGAAAAGAAAGAUGAGCUUCUUCCGGAUGAUACACUGACAAUCGGAAUAGAACUUACAGUCUACGAUGAUUCCACGACAUUUUCUACCUACAUAACAUUGGAAGAACCAAAAUCUCAAAUGGUUGCUGAUUAUAAGAGACUCUUUGAAAGCAAGGAAGGCUGCGACGUUGUCAUCAAGGUAAAAGACGAGACUUUUGAAGCUCACAAGACGAUCUUGAUGGCACGCAGCGAAAUGUUCUUUAAGCUGUUUACUGUUGAAAUGAAGGAGAGUAAGGAAGAAUUUAUAACUCUGUCAGACAUCGAACCUGAAAUAUUCAAUAGCUUGUUGGAAUUUAUCUACAUAGACGAAGUUUCUGACCUGGAUGUUGUCGUGGAAGAUUUGUUGGAGGCUGCUGAUAGAUUUCUGAUAGAGUCACUGAAAAGUAUGUGUGUAGAGUCUCUGAUUAAACUGAUAAAGAUCGACAAUGCUGUUCGAUUCUUGUCCUUAGCGGAAAGACAUAAUGCUCCUCAGUUACUCACGCACGUUACUGAUUUCAUUGUUUUGAAUGUUGAGGAUAUCAUCAAGAGUCGAGAGUUUAAAAUUAUGGAGAAGUCGAAUCCAUCUUUGGCGUUGAUUUUGUUUAGAAAGUUUGCAGCUUUGAAAACUGAUGGAACAUUUUUGUUUUCUGACUCUGCUAAAAAAGCUAAGUAAAUGUGGUUACACAUUUUGGUACCAUCAAAAAUUCAUCUUGAGCUUCAAUAAUUAUUCUUCUAUGAUUUUUUAUAAACGGUUAUAGUGUUAUAAUUUUUAUAUUUUGUUAA
Cotesia glomerata is the source of this 1542-nucleotide messenger RNA. Its product is annotated as speckle-type POZ protein-like. Lineage: Eukaryota; Metazoa; Arthropoda; Insecta; Hymenoptera; Braconidae. Bases 350 to 1432 code for a protein of 360 amino acids. The record is from RefSeq and is a predicted model, not a curated record. Gene Ontology annotation, cellular component: cytoplasm. Gene Ontology annotation, biological process: regulation of proteolysis; proteasome-mediated ubiquitin-dependent protein catabolic process. The transcript has 2 exons. Gene Ontology annotation, molecular function: ubiquitin protein ligase binding.